ACGCCAGUAUCAGCUUUGAUAUACGGAUGAUUCCAAACGCUUCCCUAGAGUUUCUACCAAUGCAUCCCUGAAACCGCCAACUUCGACGGAUCUUUUACAAAGUUGGACCAAGUUUUCGUUCGCUCAGCCCGACAAUGGCCUUCUCCUGCGCCACUUUCAGAGCCUAUGAUCCCUCCUUCCUCCCCCCAAACCCCGCCGCCCCCUCGAUCGACUCCGCCGCUCUCGCCCCGAAACUCUCUCUUGUCGAUCGAAGUCAGAGGUUUCAACUCGCAUUCCAAUCCCAAAUCCAGAUUCGCUUCGUCCUCCCAUGAGACCCUUUUCCCAGUAUUUUCUACCGAAAACACCUGUAGGCGCUUUGCUAAGAAUGACAAAUGGAGCCGCCACGCGGAACUCGAUCGUGUGAAUGGAGCCGGCGACGGCAGCGGCGGUAAUGGUGACGGCGGUGGAGAUGAUGGCGAACAUGAUACGGAGGAGGCUGAGUUCGGGCCGUUGUCGAAAUUUGAGGAGGUGAUCCGAGAGUUGGAGGCUCGUGAGGCGACCCUGCCUUCUUCGUCUCUGACAUGCUGGAGGUGGCGAAAGCUAUGGGGAUCCGAAGAGAUUUUCUCUUUAGAUACCUGGACCUACAGAAGGCGGCGCCUUGGCCACUGGGUGCUUUGAUGAGGUGCUGCGCGAUGUUCCGGGAUCGGAUGCUUGCUGACCCGUCAUUUCUUUUUAAAGUUGGAACUGAGGUCUGUUGAUUUUUGUUGCUUUAGAUGUUCUUGGGAUUGCAUUUGAGGAAUUUUUCCAUAUUUC
Molecule: messenger RNA, 792 nt
Organism: Phoenix dactylifera (date palm)
Lineage: Eukaryota; Viridiplantae; Streptophyta; Magnoliopsida; Arecales; Arecaceae
Source: RefSeq, a predicted model, not a curated record